GUUUUCCCAAACUAGUGUUCACCCUGGCCGAAAUGUUCCAUAGCUUAGUUUUCAAUGCCAGUUACAAAUGGACGAAAGAACAAAACGCCAAACAAGUGUCAGUCAACCUUAAGAACGGAAACUUUCUUGUCAGGCUAUGUAGAGUGUGCAUUUAUUGUGGAUCGUAAACAGCUACCAUGUUGCCUGCCUCCCCCUCCCUCCCGUCCUCCUCCUGCCUCUUGUUGCCGACACCUCCGAAGAAGGAGAGCAGCCUGUCUGACUCUCAGUGCAGCUUCCAUCACCACAGAGCCGGCAGCCAGGGCCACCGGCCGGCGCCAGGAUGCGGUGCCACAAGUUUUGGGGGUCUUGUUCGGUUGGAUUUUAUGUUUGGGCAGCCAUUCUCUUCAAAGGUUCCCUGCAAGGCGAGUACCAGAGGAGACUUUACAAGGAGCUGCUGGCUAACUACAACCGCCUGGAAAGGCCAGUGGUCAACGACUCGGCCGCCAUUCUGGUGGAGCUCGGCUUCACGCUUCUGCAGAUCAUUGAUGUGGAUGAGAAGAACCAAGUGCUGAUGACCAAUGCCUGGCUGCAGCUGUACUGGACUGACAUCUACCUGAGUUGGAACCCUGAAACCUACCCCGGUGUCCAGAACCUUCGAUUCCCUUCAGACCAAAUCUGGACUCCUGACAUCCUUCUCUACAACAGUGCGGACGAGCGCUUCGACGCCACCUUCCACACCAAUGUGCUGGUGAAUGCUUCGGGCUACUGCCAGUACAUCCCCCCCGGCAUCUUGAAGAGCACUUGCUACAUCGACGUACGUUGGUUCCCCUUCGACGUGCAGAAGUGCGACUUGAAGUUUGGCUCCUGGACUCACAACGGCUGGUUGCUGGACCUGCAGAUGCUGGAUGUGGACACGUCCACCUACAUACCCAACGGGGAGUGGGAUCUUGUGGGUGUCCCAGCCAAGCGCAACGAGCUGUACUACGAAUGUUGCAAGGAGCCAUACCCAGACGUCACCUUCACAGUCACCAUGCGGCGCAGGACCCUUUAUUACGGCCUCAAUCUGCUCAUCCCCUGCGUGCUGAUCUCCGGGUUGGCCCUGUUGGUUUUCCUGCUGCCUGCCGACUCGGGAGAAAAGAUCUCGCUUGGAAUAACCGUGCUGCUUUCGCUAACUGUCUUCAUGCUCCUGGUGGCUGAGAUCAUGCCUGCCACCUCCGACUCGGUUCCCCUCAUUGCUCAGUACUUCGCCAGCACCAUGAUGAUCGUUGGGAUGUCGGUGGUGGUGACCGUUAUCGUCCUGCAGUUUCAUCACCACGACCCUCAGGGGGGCAAGAUGCCCAAGUGGGUUCGGGUGGUGCUGUUGAACUGGUGCGCUUGGUUUCUGCGCAUGAAGCAACCUGGCGAUGAGCGCCGUCGUGCCGGCUACAAAUACCGCCCGGCAUCCCAACACCACUCCAGCAGCAACUCAAUAGAAAUGGCCGCCGUUCCCAGCCUCUCCGUGCCGCUUUCCCAGACUUCCUGCCCGCCCUGCACCUCGGGCACCUCCAACGGUUCCAUGAGCCUCUAUUUUGGCAGCUACCACCCGAUGGAGAGUCCGCACUGCCCACCUUCAAGCGACUCAGGCGUAGCACUGGGGGGCCGUGCUCACAGCUCCCCCGGUGACGAGGGUGCCGAGCCGCCCGGCGUUUGCAGCGGAGCUUUGGGAAUAGGGGUCAGGAUCCCGCCGCCAGAGAUUCAGCACAUCUUGGAGGAGGUGACCUACAUCGCCCAGCGCUUCCGGGACCAGGACGAGGCCGAGGCCAUCAGCAGUGAGUGGAAGUUUGCGGCGGCAGUGGUGGACCGCCUCUGUCUGGUGGCCUUCUCGCUCUUCUCCAUCAUUUGCACCUUCACCAUCCUCAUGUCGGCGCCCAACUUCAUAGAGGCUGUCUCCAAGGACUUCACAUAGUUGGACUUUAUUCCUCUUGGUGGGCCACUAACGAGAUGAUGAGAUGCUUGAUGUAUUUGUCCUGUGUAAAUAUCAGUAUUUUAUGUUAAACCUUUAUGUGCAAAUACGUUUGUACUAAUUGGCUCACUCGCCAAAUCUUCACGUAACACGGCAUCUCUCUGAACGUUAUUGUUCUGUGUUGGCACUUUUCUGCUUUUAUAUUGAUGUUAUAGUUCUUCACGUUCACUAGAAAGACAACUGAACAUGAAAUAAGUUGGAAAAAUGCGUGUUUGGCAGAGGAUUUCUCUCUUGCAAAUGUGGCAUCACUUCCGAGGAAAUAAGCAGCCUUUCCAACUGCAAAAUACGCUGCCAACAAAAAGCACAGGGAAUCUACCAACACGCAUUUCUGACGUUUUUCUUUCAUUUUGAUGACAAUAAAUCCCAUUUUAUAUCACGUCUUUUAUGUCAAACCAUCACGUGUGUUGUAUUAAAACCCGUUGUGAACAACGUGACCUAUGGAACGUUCAAUAUAUUGUGCAUACUGGUUGAGGUGGACCAAUAACACGGAUGCAAAGGUGUCAUUGAAGUUCAGUUUGUUGUAGUUGAUGUUGAACAUGUCUCUCUGCAAACGCUGCUGUUACAAUGUACCCAUUAAUAAAAACAAAGAUGAACUAAUGUGUCUGUAUUUAAAUGUCAAACUAGAGUGCGUAUGUUCGGGGUUGACGCGUCUCUUCCACAUCGCGUGGAAGUCGGGAACGGUACCUCCGUGGUGGUGGUCCCCUUUUUAAGAAGGGUGAGAGGAGGGUGUGUCCCAGCUAUAGCGGGAUCACCUGUAUUCCUUCAAAUUUUAGUGUGUUAUUAACGGACUAAAUGGAUUUACAUUAUUUUCUAUGGGAAAACUUGCCUUGGUUAGAGUCCGUUUUGGUUUGAGGCGGACCUUCUGGAACAGAUUGACGUUAACCAAGGCACCACUGGAUGUACAUUUGGCGAGCUUUUGAGUUUGUUAUCGGCCUCAAAUAGCACUCAUUUUGUUGCUGGAACUAGCAAUUUCAAGACGGUAUUGGACCCAAAUACGUGAGACAAUGGAUGUGAGCCAUGGAUUCUGCAAGGUCAAGUCCCAAAAAGUCCCAAAUGUACUGUGCAGAGAUGUCAGAUGGCCAGACAGGACUGCUUCUACCAUAUAAGUUAACAUUAUAACUGAUUUUUGCCCUAGUGCAUAAUGUCAGUGUCACACUUCAAAGAUGGAGUUGUUACGUACAGGCAUGCCUGAUGUGAAAUCACACCAUAUGUUGUAGGAGGAGCUUGAUGGAAAAGGAUUUGACCAAUCUUGUGAACCUUAACACCGUGCAUACAAACACAGCAAACACUUCAGUGAUGUAUUUUGCCAUGUGACCCUUGCAUAAGAUGAUGUUUUCAGCCUCAUAUCACCUGAUUGACUAUGUUAGCCUCCUCAUAGAUACUGGAGCUGGAAGCAAAUGCAUACUGGAUGGAUUUUCCAUCUGAUUGAACUGUUGUGUGUUUAUACACAUUAGUGGAAUGCAAGACUGGGGAAUACAUGUACUCAUUAUGCACCCCUGGCGUGGGACACGGUGUCCCCCCAGCGUCAUGCUUUUACACUCCAAGGACAAAAGUAUCUCACCUAAUCUUCGUUUGCCAUUUUGCCAAGAUAUUUGGUAUAGUUCAAGGGUGUCCAAACUUUUUCCAGCAAGGGCUACACGCUGAAAAAAGCCAUUUCUUAAGCUUUGGGACUCCAGCGAACCACAUUGAGAGCCAUUAUCCACAAAUGGCGAAAACACGGCUAACACAUUUUCACACCACUGUGUAUUUCUUUGCUCUUUGCUCCCCACUUUGUUGUGUUUUUUGUUUCUCAAAAUAUUUCAACUUUAAAAAAUAACAUUUUUUCAUUAAUAUUUCAACUCCAUGCUACUAAAAUGACGUUAUUUUUCCUCAUAACAUUAUGUAUUUAUUAUUUAUUAAAAUUACCACUAAAAUUACCAUAAAAUUACCACUUUUU
Molecule: messenger RNA, 3917 nt
Organism: Dunckerocampus dactyliophorus (ringed pipefish)
Lineage: Eukaryota; Metazoa; Chordata; Actinopteri; Syngnathiformes; Syngnathidae
Product: neuronal acetylcholine receptor subunit alpha-7-like
Exons: 9
Coding region: 320-1924 (534 amino acids)
Biological process (GO): regulation of membrane potential; chemical synaptic transmission; monoatomic ion transmembrane transport
Cellular component (GO): synapse; postsynaptic membrane; neuron projection
Molecular function (GO): transmembrane signaling receptor activity; acetylcholine-gated monoatomic cation-selective channel activity
Source: RefSeq, a predicted model, not a curated record